AUGUUGUCGCAUACGAGGAAAAGGAUGCGUGAAAGUUUGUUUCGGACUAACGUUUCUGCACGAGUUGCGAAAAAUCGGAAGUUGGAUCCGAUAAUGAAAGUUGAGUGCGGUAAUAUUUUAAAAGAAUUAAUGAAUCACCCUGCUGGAUGGGUUUUCAGCGAGCCUGUUGAUCCUGUGAAGUUACAUAUUCCUGAUUAUUUCUCCAUUGUUUCCAAACCCAUGGAUCUUGGAACAGUAAAGGGUAAACUCGAUAUUUACUCUUGUGCCGACGAGUUUUUCGAUGAUGUGAAGUUGACUUUCGCCAAUGCGAUCUUGUAUAAUCCUGGUUGGAAUCGAGUUCAUCACUUGGCAAAGCAGUUGGAUUCUCUUUUCUGUAAGAGAUGGAAAAGAUUCGAGGCCGAUCGAAAACGAAAGAAAGAUUCGGAUCAUACUCAGUGUGUUCGAAAGAGAUCGAAAAAAGAUUUGUCGUCUAGUGGUCAGGGUUUUUGUAUUCAACCAUGUACGGUGGGGGCUGGUUCGAAAGACAAUUCCACCCCUGCGGCCUCCUGUGCUUCUGUUGCUAAUGUCCAAAAACGGAAAAAAGAUUCCGUUGAUGAUUGUGUCGGAAAACAAAAACAAAAAGAUUCCGCUGCUGCUUCGAUUAUUAUGUCUGCAUCGAACGUCGAAGAAAUGUCUCUGAAGAUCUCUUUGAGAGCUGCGACGCUGAAAAGUCGGUUUGCAGAAACAAUCUUGAAAGCCAAGUAUCAACUGCAGCAGCACAAGGGUUCAACCGAAGAAAGACAAGUCGGAAAAGGAAAUGAGUUGGAGAGUGUGUGCGGCGAUUCGGCAUAUGAUCUAUUUUACGGAAGGGUUACCACUUCUAGUAAUUGUGUGGUUGUAAACCCUCUCGAGAAACUCGGCCUCUAUCUAAAGGAGGAUGAUUAUUAUUAUUUCGAAGAUGAAGAACAAGAUCGUGCGCUGCUAGUUAUCGAGGAUGAGUUGGAAGAAGGGGAGAUUCGUUAA
Messenger RNA from Erythranthe guttata (spotted monkey flower), 1002 nucleotides. NCBI's taxonomy places the organism in Eukaryota, Viridiplantae, Streptophyta, Magnoliopsida, Lamiales, Phrymaceae. The record is from RefSeq and is a predicted model, not a curated record.